AUGGUCAGCACAACAUUAAAAAAUAAUUUUUUUCUUCUUCAAGAUAGUCUAGUGGCGUUGGACGGCCGAAUUAAAAAAGGAUUUAUUUUGCUUGAAAUUAAUGGAAUUUCAUUAGAUGAAUAUGAAACGCCUGAAGCUGCUGUUAAUGUUCUUUCAACUGCUGUUCGACAAGCUGUUGAAAGUCGAGGCCAAUUAAAAUUAACUUGUUCUCGUGGAGAUGUGCUUACACCUGCAAAUAAUAUUUUUCGUCCACCACAAUCGGAGCCUGUUAGACCUAUUGACCCUACAGCUUGGGUGCAACAUACUAACGCUGCGCGUGGUUUGGAUGCUUUGAUGAUUGCUCCUCCAGUUAUCUCUCCAUCUAUGCUAAUUCCUACAAAAACUUCAAUUUAUGCAAAUGCUAUGGCUGCUGCAAACAAUAAUAAUAACAACAUAAUUGCUGCUGUUGGAAAAGCAGCAGUAAUAAACUCAACAAAUUACCACCAACAACAACAACAUUUUAUUCCUCAACAACAAACACAACAACAACAAAUCAUUACGUCAGACGGCUUAAAACUUAUAAAAAACCCAUCGACAGAGAUAACAACAUCUUCCGGAAAUAGUUCAUUAGAAUGUUCGAUUGGGCAAAAACAUGUUGAGUUAAUAAAACAACAACAAACACAACAACACGAACAACACGAACAACAACAAUUAAAUUUAAUCCAAACAUGUUCCGGAAAGUUUUCCGGAAAACAAUUAAAACACGAACAACAAUUAAAUUUAAUCCAAACAUGUUCCGGAAAGUUUUCCGGAAAACAAUUAAAUUUAAAAGAAGAAAAGAAACAAACAACAAAAACAUCAACAAAAACAAUGUUUGGAGGAGGUAAAAAAGUUGGUAAUGGAGGUGGGGGUGGGGGAAUUGGAAAUGUUUUGAGACGCUUAUUGUGUGUGCAUUCAAGUGCAAGUCCGCAAAGCAGUAGUGAUGACAAUAAAAAUAAGAAGAAAAAUAUUAAAAGAAGUGCUUCUAAUAAAGAAGGAAAAGGGAAAAAAUAA
This is a messenger RNA of Meloidogyne enterolobii, 1032 nucleotides long. The record is from the annotation of a GenBank genome assembly. NCBI's taxonomy places the organism in Eukaryota, Metazoa, Nematoda, Chromadorea, Rhabditida, Meloidogynidae.